Betta splendens (Siamese fighting fish) is the source of this 3373-nucleotide messenger RNA. It is a transcript of the gene errfi1a, whose product is annotated as ERBB receptor feedback inhibitor 1a. The transcript has 4 exons. Bases 238 to 1560 code for a protein of 440 amino acids. Gene Ontology annotation, cellular component: extrinsic component of cytoplasmic side of plasma membrane. Gene Ontology annotation, biological process: regulation of keratinocyte differentiation; negative regulation of epidermal growth factor receptor signaling pathway. The record is from RefSeq and is a predicted model, not a curated record. Lineage: Eukaryota; Metazoa; Chordata; Actinopteri; Anabantiformes; Osphronemidae.
CCGGGUGAUGGGAGGGUCUGAAACUGUCACAUUUAUUACACGAGCGUCAUGAUUUCGCUGGCGCCCAGUUCCUGAUGCAAUGGAAAUCUGAAGAUUACACACUCCAAUAAAACAAAGGAAGAGGAGUUAAACCUGACCAGAGCACAGCGGGGGGCGGCGGGGAAGACUGCGACUUUAUUUAGGUACACCAGAAACAGGGGGCAGCCAGCCGGGUGAUCUGAGUGUUUCCUGGCUUUGAUGCGACCCGAGUGUGCCUGGAGCAUGUCCACAGUAGGCCUGACUGCCCAGGAGAUCUCUUUUCCCAUAGAAAACCCCUUCCUGCGGGGCAGUUACUGUCACGGCAUGGCUGGAUCCAAACCCUCGUGGAGCCUCCGCCAUGAGCUGGACAACUGCUACUUCGCAAUGGCCACAGGUCACACAGAUUACAGCUCUCGAGCCCAGCAAAAGGGGCCACCUCCACCAUCUCUAAACUAUGAGAGAAAGAAACACAGUCCCAGCUCACAAAGAUUACUACCCCCGAAGAAAUCCCGUCCUUCCCAUCUUACCUUGUCCUGCACCGCCGAACCUUCCACCCAAAGCCCCGUGGACGACGAUCAGGUGGUCCCCUCAUUCAAGAGGCUUUCGGUGCACGAGUGCAACAGUCCGCCACAGACUCCAGGACGAUGCUCAAAGCCUCUCCCACCUAUCCCUCUACACACGGACAUCUCCCCCGAGCAGGCAAUGGACAACGAGGUAGAAUUUUUCACCAGUACGGACGACGACCAGCGCUGCCUGGUCACCGACCAGUAUCCAAAACCUUCUCCUUUUCGGUGUGGGAUCCCCAGCCGCAGGAGCUUCAGAGACUGUGGGCAGGUUAACUAUGCUUACUACGAUGGCCCGUUAGGCCCCCAAAGCCAGAGACAGCCCCAGCAGCCCCAUCCAACACCUCCUCCACAGGAAGUGCGGAAACUAAAAGAGGAGCGACGCCAGGAACUGCCUGAGCCCGCGGUGUGUCAGAAACCGCAGGACAAGUCUCGGAGGCGGCUGCAGCGCUCCCACUCUGGCCCAGCUGGGUCCCUUAACAAGCUACGCCUACCGUGCCACAAACGCCACCCUCAAGGAGCAGACAAGCCAGAGGUUCCACCCCCUAUCCCUCCGCGGGCAGUUAAGCCGGGAGAGAACCGCCGCUGGUCAGCAGAGGUCUCAUCCUGCAGUGAUGAGUACAGACCACCCAAGGUGCCCCCCAGGGAACGCCUGCCCGGAGGCAGCUCUCGCACCCCCAGCCCCAAGAGCCUCCCAUCGUACGCCAACGGAGUGAUGCCCCCGACCCAAAGCUUCGCACCCGACCCUAAUUACGUAAGCUGUCGAGGUUUACAGAGACAGAACAGCGAGGGCUCCCCCUGCAUCUUUCCUGUCAUAGAAGACGGCAAGAAGGUCAGCAACACACAUUACUAUCUCAUGCCCCAGCGGACUACUUUCAUGGACUCGUUCUGCGGCACGGACAGCGCCGCGGCUCGCAACACAGAUGUAUCGGACUGGGACUGCCACACCAAGCGAAAGGAACACGUGGAUUUAGUUUGAAUGGUUUUAGCGGAGCUAGCAGAGGACUCUCGAUGAGUAAAAACCACUUUUUAUACUGGUGAAACCGGAAGCUAACAACCCUGAAACUGCUGCUUUUACAGUUUUUUGACCCUUUAUGUAUUCUAAACACACAGGCUAUGUGUGCACUGUAUUCAGUUACUGCUAAUGUUUGAAUAGCUCUCACCACCCAGAUACUUUAUAGAAAUAAAAUUAUGUCACACUAUAAUGACAUACUAUUGUGGGCGAAACAAUGUAAAGCUUAUUUUUGAUAGGAUUUUUAUUUCAUAACAUUUACUAUUGUGCUUUUUUUUUCUAAUGAUGUGGUACAAGCAGGUCUUGAACCUCACAUUCUCAGUGUUUUUGUCUGGAAGGUUAAGGCUGUUUUGUGAGGUGCCCUAGAGCAUUUUGAUGCUGCUUCUGUAUCUCAAAGGGCACAAAAGGUCAGUGAUGUGUCCAGACUAUAUAUGAAGUAAACACAAGGCCAAUUAAUCUUUAACAAAUGAAGGAUACAAGCAGACAAAUCUCUGUUUGUUUGCUGUUAUAUAUCAACACUGAUAUGGAUUCCCAGCCUUGAUGAAGUCUUACUCAUAUCUGUGUUUCCCACAAGGCACGUUGUCGUGGUACAUUUUGUACUAAGAAGUGGGAGCAUUACUGGUAGCUAUGUUUCCAUUGAAAUGUCUAGUGCAGCUUAUGUGGUUAAGUCCUGUGUGUGUGUGUGUGCCUGUGUAUGUGUGUGUAAACACGUUUGUGCAUGUGUAAAGCAGAUGAAGUGUUCCUGUGAUCCUAUUAGACAAUUAACUAGAGAAUUGUCAACUUGUUACCGUGCCUGCUUGUUUGCAGCACCUGUUUAAGAAGUGAACACAUUUAAUUAGCCCGUCGUUCAGUGUCCACGUCUCUCUUUGUUGCACAGAACUUGCUCUGUUGAUGUGAAUGUACACCAUUCUUAAUGAAAUCAAACAGUUGGAGGAGCUUGUUUUUGGCGAAGCUGUGAGUCAUUGCUUGAAACACAUUUGUCUCAAGUUCUACCUCCUUUGUGAUAUUAAACCUCUUAUUUCACAUGCUCCACAUUACAAUUGUGUUCGAGGCUGUAGUCUGAAAUCAUAGUCCACAAACUACGACGUAAACGAUUUCACAUGCAACCUGACAAAAAGCUGAAAUUGACUUAAGAGUAACACAAAGUCAUUCUAACUAGAAAUCCAAAAAUAGAGACUUUCAGAUUACGCAGAUCUCAGAGAUAUAAGGUUUACCUGUUAAUAGAGAUGCAUUACAAAGAAGGUGCAGGGUUUACCUGCUCGACACAGACUUUCCUGUUCUGCUCAUGCAUUCCUGCCUUACAUGAUUGCAGUGGGUGUGGUCUCGAAGACUUUGGCUGCUGGCAGCCGAGAAAAUACAUGAAUUUUAUAGUUGUAGAUUGUUCAGGAAGCGUCAGGGUGGUAUAGUAAAUGUAGCACAUGUGUUGAAGUAAGCCUUGGUACGGACACGGUGUUCAGUCUGGGAAACAGAUAACUGCUAAGGUCAACUGGUCAAUGAAGUAUCCUUUUUCUCUCCCUCCUGCUUAAAAACGCAAUACUGCUUUGGACUUAAAUGUUUGAGAAUGUUUACAUGAUACAGUACACAGACAAUUUAAUCUUAAGGUAUUCAUGUCUUAUUAGGAAUAUUAAAGCUGAAUGAAGACUAGUUUAUCAAGAAAUGACUUCUCUGCUGUGUAGAAAAUAUGCACUGGGAGAGUACAAUCUGCUGUGUACAGUAUUUAACAAUUCCAUGUUGUUAUGAGUAGCUAAAAAGGAAACAAAAUAAAGUGACUUAUUUAUGA